Molecule: messenger RNA, 448 nt
Organism: Triticum aestivum (bread wheat)
Lineage: Eukaryota; Viridiplantae; Streptophyta; Magnoliopsida; Poales; Poaceae
Exons: 3
Coding region: 51-389 (112 amino acids)
Source: RefSeq, a predicted model, not a curated record
GAAUAAAUCAAUACCUCGCUGAACAUACAUAUAAUGACGUCUUAGAGGCCAUGGUUGCUGUGAAAAAUGGCUUCUGCAACCCACCCAAAAAGGUUUCCAACCCCAACAAGUCAUCGGAAAAGCUUGCCUUGCCUGAUUCACCACAGUCUCUGCAUCGACUGGAUACUCAAUCCUCGCAGACAAAAAUACAGUGUGGAGAAUCUACAAAACAAAUCGUUAAAAACGGAAAACUAUGGAUGGAGAAGGAAGUCAUGAAGGCUUUUAAGAAGUGCAUCAUAGAAGGGGAGGGAUUGAGAGGUGUGGAGUUUGAACUAGACGAGCUUCUGCACCAGUGUUUCAGUGUAGAGACACAUGAGAAGAUGUUCCACCACACUACAACUUCGCGGUGAAGACGAAGGAAGCUGGCUCACACAAGUGGUCAUCAACUCUCUAUUUUGCGCAAGUGAAG